Molecule: messenger RNA, 486 nt
Organism: Peronospora matthiolae
Lineage: Eukaryota; Oomycota; Peronosporomycetes; Peronosporales; Peronosporaceae
Source: the annotation of a GenBank genome assembly
AUGGAUCAACAUUUGAAGCAAGUGGCAGAAGAUGAGCCCAAUGUGGCAUUUAUCAUCCAACGGAGCAAUAACUCCAAUACGGUCGUCUAUGCUGGCUGCAAGUCCGCGGAUGGGGAUGUUCUGGAUCGGUCGAACCCGAUUAAGGUGUAUUGGAUCAUGUUUGAGAAGGAGGGCAAGCCGCGGGAAGAGUUGAACAUGAUUGAGCGGACGACAGCGUACGGCGUGACGUCCAAGCCCAGUGAUGUACCGGGCGAGUUUAUGGUCGCAAUCGCUUCGUUGCGUGAUCGCGACUGUACCUUGCGUUUGGACGAGCACGGCAAUGUGAUGGCUCUGACUACAAUUGAUGGCAAGAAGGGUAUGUUACUGCGACGUGUGUUUGUGCAGGCGACGACGAGUUGGGGCAUUCCGACAGUGGAUUACGUCGAUAUCUUUGGCGUACAUCCAAUAACGUUUGAACCUGUCUACGAGAGGAAGAAGAACAAGUAG